AUGCUGCCCAUCGCCCCGGUGCUGUGCGCGGUCCUCGCGCUGUGCGUGGCCCUGGCGCUGUGCAUGGUUGUGGCCAUGACAGCGGUGCUGCCGGUGCCGCUGUGGCUGCGGCACUGGGUGGCCAGGGCCGUGCUGUGCCACGCCGGGAGCUGCCAGCGGCGGCGGCUGCAGCUGCGGAGCGCAGAGGUGCAGCCCGCGCAGGAGCGGCGGCUGCGGCGGCUGCUGCCCGCGGGGGCGGCUGCAGGCUCAGACACUUUCCGGGAGAAUUACCCGCUGGCACCAGGCAGCCCUGAAGAGGUGCCGGAUGGGCAGAGGGUCCCUGUUCCGCACCUGCGCCCGUGGGCUCUGCUGUGGAGCUCCUGGGCGGCAGCCCCCCCACUACAGGCAGCCCUGCUCUACCUGGACGUGCUCCGCAGCGCCUUCCCGCAGGCGCUGGCUCUGCGUGGCACGGCUUGGUUCUGCUGGGCCCCCGGCGGUGCCCGCAGUGCGGCGGGCUGGCCCCUGCCCACGCUGUACUGCACGCCGGGCGGGACGGGCGCCGUGCCCUCCCGCGCCGCCGCCCUGCGUCUGCAGCUGCUCGUGGCCCUACGGGAGCGCGGGCUGCGCGUGCUGGAGGCCGCGCUGCCCUCCGAGCUCUUCGACGCGCUGGCCGCUCUGCGCGCUGCCUGGCCCGCCCUGGCUGACGACCUGGAGCUGGGGUGGCUGAGCCCGUGUCCGGAGCUGCCCGUGGGCACCCAGCGCCAGCUGCAGGCGCUGCUGUCCCCCGACGCUGCGCGGGCGGCCGAGCUGCGGGCCGAGUGCGCCCGUGGCUUCGAGGGCAUCGUGCGGCGCCUGUGGCCGCAGCUGCAGGUGGUGGUGGUGGGCACGGCGCAUGGCGGGGAGCACCUCUACUGCGAGGCCCUGCGGCAGGGGGAUUGCAAGGGGCUCCCCAUCUACUGCCCCUUCUACCAGGUGAAUGGAGCUCUGCUAGGCAUGAACCUCUGGCCAGAGGAGCCGAGUCCCCGCUUCCUGCUCUGCCCCGACUGGGCCUUCUGCGAGUUCCUGCCCUGCGCGGCCACGGAGCCGCCGCCGGUGCCCACCGCGCUGCUGGGGGAGCUCUGGGAGGGCCGCGAGUACGAGCUGGUCCUCACUGCCCGGCCCGGCCACUACAGGCGCCGUGCCGGAGAGGUGCUGCGGGUGUCCGGCUUCCGCAGGCAGUGCCCCGUGGUGGAGCCCGUGCGCAGGGAGAGCCAGACGCUGAGCGUGCGGGGCGAGCGCGUGCCCGAGGAGCGCUUCCUGCAGAGCCUGCGCCGCGCCGUGGCCCUGUGGCCGGGCGCCCGCCUGGUCGACUACGUGUGCGCGGAGAGCGCGCUGCUGGGGGCCUCCUCGGGGGCCGGCGCCCCCCACUACGAGGUGUUCGUGGAGCUGCAGGGCCUGCGGGACCUGUCGGAGGAGCAGCGCUCCAAGCUGGAUCGCUGCCUGCAGCAGGAUUUCCCCACCUAUAAGUCCUUCCGCUUCAAGGGCAGCAUCGGGACACUGCGGCUGCACCUGGUGGCACCAGGGGCCUUUGCCCGGCUGCGGGAGGCCGCCGGCUCCCCCCAGCCCAUGCCCCGGCUGCUGCGGGACAGGCGGCUGCUCUCCGCCAUCCAGAGCUCCGUCAUCUCCUAG
Messenger RNA from Nothoprocta perdicaria, 1647 nucleotides. It is a transcript of the gene GHDC, whose product is annotated as GH3 domain containing. Gene Ontology annotation, cellular component: cytoplasm. NCBI's taxonomy places the organism in Eukaryota, Metazoa, Chordata, Aves, Tinamiformes, Tinamidae. Gene Ontology annotation, molecular function: acid-amino acid ligase activity. Bases 1 to 1647 code for a protein of 548 amino acids. The record is from RefSeq and is a predicted model, not a curated record. The transcript is spliced from 7 exons.